This is a messenger RNA of Anguilla rostrata (American eel), 3844 nucleotides long. Its product is annotated as disks large-associated protein 5-like. The coding region runs from base 143 to 3388 and encodes 1081 amino acids. Gene Ontology annotation, biological process: chromosome segregation; mitotic spindle organization; signaling. The transcript has 18 exons. Gene Ontology annotation, cellular component: cytoplasm; nucleus; spindle pole centrosome. The record is from RefSeq and is a predicted model, not a curated record. Gene Ontology annotation, molecular function: microtubule binding. NCBI's taxonomy places the organism in Eukaryota, Metazoa, Chordata, Actinopteri, Anguilliformes, Anguillidae.
AGACCAAUCAGCACAAAGCUGCGGAUUGUUCAAAACUGUACCCGCCAUCUUUGUGUUUAGGUUCGUGUCAGAACAAGCACACUUCUUGCCGUUCACCUUGAAGGGCUGCGACAAAACUUGACUAACUAACGCAGAACGAGAGAUGGCGUCUCGCUUCGCCCAAAUGUCACAGAGAGACAGCAGUGUGGCCAUGCUUCGCGUUAAGAUGUCACGACGGCGCUCCCAAGCUCAGAAGGAGAACCGCGACCGGGCUGUUAGUCGCCACCGAGGCCUGCACCUGCUGCCAGACCUGGACGUGUUGUUGGCGGGGCCGCUAGAGGAAGCGGACAACGGGGCACCUCUGCCUGCCAAGGACAAAAAGCUUAGUGUGGCAGUUGAAGAGAGGAAGAAGAUGCUGGCUCGUUACAAGGAGGCCAAAGAGCUGCAGAAGGAGAAGGAGAGGAGGGCCCUGGAGAAGAAGGGCGGGGUCUUUAAGGUGGGCGUGUACAAACCUCAGCCCCUCGCCUCACUCCCGCAGGCACCAGCCAGGACCAAGGCGACAUCGACUGCCCUCUCCAACAAGGUCACAUGGUCUGUGAAGCAGCAGCACCCACAGAAGCCCCUUGCACAGAAAGAGAAUGUUUCGGCGCACAGGAAAGCGGAGCCUGCAGUCAAGCCAGUAAAGCCUCGUGUGGCCCUGAAACCCCAGCCAGCGCCCCCUGCUGGUGGAUGCAGAACUGCGCCAGUUGAGAGGACGGCACGAGCGCAAGCAGCCAAAGCCGCCAAGAAACCCCAAACUGCCCCUGCCCCUGGCCAGGGGAAAACUGCACCAGGUACCAAGGGCAAAAGCGCAAAAAAAGAUGGCAAUGCCAAACCACUCUCGCAAGCAACUGAGAACAAGCCUGCAGCCGCUGAAGGAGAGACGGUGGAGGGAAGGGAGGUGGAGAUGCAGACAUGCACGCCUCUCAGCCCAGCUAGCCCUUCUGAAGGAGGAGAGGAACCGUUUCAGCGAGACGCCGUGGAGGACGAGAGGCCCCCCUCCUCUUUUGCCCCCCAGGGGUUUGUGUUUGAACCCCCCGCUGGCCUCGGUUUGUUCCUGCCUGCCGCCACGGACACCCCGUCCAAUGAUGCUUUACUCACGCCCAGCCCCAGCCGGGAUGACGCACCCGCUGGGGUGGUCUCAGACCCUCCCGCUGCCCCCGAGCACUCAUGCCCCUCUCCCACCACCCUUCCCUCUCCUAAUCCUGCGGCCCCUCAGUCUCCCUCAAACUCCCAGGAGCCCCAGCACGACGUCCCGUAUUUCAGGGCAGUGAUGGCCAGCGAGGCGGGCAGACUGACGGGGCUGUGCGAGCAGUGGGACCCCCGCGUCGAGGAGCCCUCUAUUCCCGAGGAGAUCAGAGAGAGGGUGCGCACCGCUGUGGGACAGGCCCGGCUGCUGAUUAGGGAGCGUUUCGGCCAGUUCCAGGGCCUGGUGGACGACUGCGCCUUGGGCAGGGGGGAGAAGACCACCACCUGCACCGACCUGCAGGGCUUCUGGGACAUGGUGUUCUACCAGGUGGAGGAUGUGAACAGGAAGUUCAGUGUGCUGAAAGAGGCGGAGUCAAGGGGCUGGCAGGAGGAACACAAGCCCCUUCCCCGAAUCAAACGGACAGCAAAGAAGCCCCCUGUGGCGGCAGCAGGUAGCGCAGGAGGGGGAGGCGGGGCCAGUGCGGCCGCCAAGAGCCGCCUGGCCGCCGUGAAGGCCGCCAUGAGAGCCAAGCGAGAGGCGGAGGCCCAGCGCGCGGCGGAGAGCCCCGCAGGGGAGGCCCCGCCCCAGCCUCCGGCCGACGCCCAAACCGUGGUCUUCCAUGGCGGCUUCUUCCAGGUGGAGAGUCCCGCCAAAGUGUCGGGUUCUAUGAGACGGACAUCCCUCCUCAGGACGGCCCCCUCCCCCUGUUCCUCCCCCUGCUCCCCCUCAAGAGUCGGCACACCCAGGAGAUGCCUGCACCCUGCUGCGUCCCGCCCGUCCCCUGCUCCCGGGGUCACCUACCACCUGUUUGGCAGUCUGUGUCUCACCCCCCGCCCCCAGCCCUCUCCCUGCUCCACAGCACCCCCUGCCUCUCCUCCUCCCACACGCACGCAGAACACAGAACGGGAGGAUUGUUCAGGAACUCCUGAUGCAGAUGCAAACCCUGCCCCCUGCCCCACAGACCCCACCCCCUGCCCUUUAAGCCCUGCUGCAAGCCCCACCCCCUGCCCUGCAGACCCCACCCCCUGCCCUGUAAGCCCUGCUGCAAACCCCACCCCUUGCCCUAUAAGCCCUGCUGCAAACCCCCCCCCCUGCCUUAUAAGCCCUGCUGCAAGCUCUGCAAGCCCCACCCCCUGCCCUGGUGCAAGCCCUCCCCCCUGCCCUAUGAGCCCUGCUGCAAGCCCUAUAAACUCCACCCCCUGCCCUAUGAGCCCUGCUGCAAGCCCUGCUGCAAGCUCUGCAAACCAUGCCCCUUGUCUUGUAAGCCCCACCCCCUGCCCUGUAAGCCCCACCCCCUGCCCUAUAAGCCCUACUGCAAACCCUGUAAGCCCUGCAAACCACGCCCUCUGCCCUGUAAGUCCUGCUGCCUGCUCUGUAAAACCCGCCUCCUACCUUGUAAAUCUCACCCACGCAUGUCAGUCAGAUCAUGAUUACGCUAGGUUGGACAGCCCUCCAAGACAGCUGGAGUCUGAAGCUCCCAGCCAGUCUGCACCCAGACCUCAGGAAGUCAACUGCCAAUCAGGGAUUGGAGGAGUGCACUUAGAGCCCCUCCUGACCCCGGAGAAUGUUUCUAGCCAAUCCAUGCUCGUUCUAGAGGUGACAGAUGCCGCAUGUGGCCAAUCGGAGCUUGUUGCAGAAGUGGGGGGUUCCCCUCCUGCCCUCUUGGUCGCACUUUCUCCAUCUCAGCAGGUGGAGGCAGUGGAGGACCUCUGCGAAUUCACUUCGCCCUGCCAAAGAUCAGCCUAUAGCCCAUCUCAGUGGCAGGGGUUAGAUUUCACCCUCUCCCCCUCUGCAUACCCCUACACCCCGAGUCGAGGGCUGCUACUCAGCCCAGACGACUCCUCCCCCAUGGGCCAGUCCCCGCCUUCCACCCCGAGGCCCCUCCCACUAACCCUGGGCUCGGAGACGCCUGGUUGUGUCACCGACAGAAGCCCGCAAGCUGCCGCACGUGUGCAGAUGGGCCCAGCUGCGGAGACGUCCGACACGGCGGACGUCCCGGGUUUGGACUUUGACUCCUGCGUCCAGCCCGGCCUGAGGUGCGGCCCGUCGCCGCGAGCGACUGUCACUAUGGUGACCGGGUCCUCCCCGGACUCGACCGCGGUUUCCGACGGCCAGAUGGAGAGUCCCGGAGGCGGCCGGGCGGACGGGCUGGCGGGGGGCGUGCGGGUGGACGCAGUAUGAAGAUACUAGCUGCUGGCCUUCCUUCCUGUCCAGGAGGUGUGUGUGUCUAUUGGUGUGCAAGACCGCACAACGUUUAGUCUGCCGUUCUGCUGCUUUAGACAGACACAGGAACACAUCCCCUCCCUCAGGGUUUACUGAUGAAGGUGCUCGGGCACACACAUCCCCUCCCUCAGGGUUUACUGAUGAAGGUGCUCGGGCACAGUACGCCCUUAUUUUCGGUUUAAUCCUUCUCACACUGACCCUGUAUAUCCUGCUUCAGACGUCCUUUAAACCUGCGCUGAUGUGGAAACAAGAUGGGAAGGGCAGUGGAAAUGCAAAAAAUAUUUUCCAAGAAUGCACAUUUAUUUUCUCAUCUGUUCAUCUCAAAUACAUUUAGCCAUUUAAUUAGCUCCCCAUUUAUUUAGUGUUUAAAAAAAAAAAAUUUUUAAAUGUCUGAAUAAAAAAUUUUCACUUCUA